AUGGCAUCUAAGGUGGACAUCUUCACGGUGCUCCUCCCCUUGCUCAUGUUAUUGGCACCAUUGUGCAUGGCAGAUGAUCAUGGUGGCACUGUGUCUAAGUCUAACUCACCCGGAGAAUGGUGCUGGGCAGGGAUGGGCUACCCGGUGUACCCGUUCCCACGUUGCAGAGCGCUGGUCAAGCGCCAGUGCGUCGGCGCCCAGGUCGACGAGAGCCUCCGGGAGGACUGUUGUCGGCAGCUCGCCGCCGUCGACGAAUGGUGCACAUGCCCGGCGCUCGACUGGAUGCGGAUCGGCAUGUACAAGGAGCUGGGCAUCGCCGACGCCGAUGGGACGACGGCCAUGGAAUUGUUCCCAAGUUGCCAGAGGAAGGUGAUGGACCGUGCAGUGGCUAGCCUCCCAGCGUUCUGCAAGCAGUUCAUCCCUGUCGGAUCAGGCGGUGUCUGCUACUGGCUCUCGUACUAUCAACCUCACUAGUGCUUUUGGCUCGAUGAUGUGCUAGUGUGUGUGCAUGCAUUAAUCAUGUACAUCAUGCAUGUUGUGUGUGGUGCAUGGAAGAUACAUGAUAUUGAAUAAAAUCAUGCAUGGCGUUGAACA
This is a messenger RNA of Lolium perenne, 594 nucleotides long. RefSeq names its product alpha-amylase inhibitor BMAI-1-like. The record is from RefSeq and is a predicted model, not a curated record. Gene Ontology annotation, molecular function: serine-type endopeptidase inhibitor activity. NCBI's taxonomy places the organism in Eukaryota, Viridiplantae, Streptophyta, Magnoliopsida, Poales, Poaceae.